UACAUUUUAUUAUUGCAGUAGUGUUCCAUGAUCCUUCGAGCUGCAUAGUUCAAUAAAAUGGUGGAAUUCAGUAAAUUACCUCCCAAAUUGAAAUCGUCGAUACUAAUGCAUAUUUCAGGGUUAUUGCUCUGUCUGUCAGUGUUUUCAUACAUGGUUUUCACUUUUGUAUCGUGUCGUUAUAACCGGUUGACGUACGAUGUGGUGCCCGUAGACCCUUAUGAGGCGCAUUUCAAUACAUACCUGAAAAGUUUCGGUAAGCAAUAUCAAGUAGAAGAGUAUCGUCGAAGAUUGAACAAUUUUAAGCGAUCGUCGAGUGAGAUAGAAAGAUUGAAUAGUUAUCACGAUGAGCCAAUCUUCGGCUGGACCAAGUUCAGUGACAUGACUCCUGAAGAGUUCGACCAUAAGAUGCUGUUACCUGCCGGAUCUAUGGGCGGUGAAUGUAAAGAUGUGAAGCUGUCUUGCGACCAUAACAAAGCUAAUACGGUUGAAGAACAGAAAAGUAAAAAUAUUCCUAUACCAGAUAUAUUUGAUUGGCGUGAUGACAAAGUAGUGGGCCCAGUGUUGGACCAGGGCAUGUGUCUGUCCUGCUGGGCGUUCAGCGUGGUGGGGGUGAUGGAGUCCAUGCUGGUUAUCAGCAACCUGACUCAUUCCUACCAGCGGCUUAGCAUUCAGGAGUUGGUGGACUGCUCGACCUACACCAGCCAGUGCCGUGCAGGCAAUGUAGUGAAAGUUCUCAAGUAUCUAUGCAACGAGCCUCUAGCCAUCAUUCCUGAGGCCCAAUAUCCUCUCACCAAUAAGGACGAGGACUGCAAAAUUCAUGAAAAAUCUUAUUCUGGAAUCUCCGUCUCUAAUAUGGUUUCCAUAUGCGACAUGGAUGCUAAGGAGAUCGCGAGGCUGGUCGCGACCCAUGGCCCGGUGGUUACGGUAGUGCAGGCCUAUGUUUGGCAGAACUACCUUAAUGGCGUCAUCCGGUUUCAUUGCAGUGGUAAUUGGGAUUUGAUCAAGCACGUGGUGCAGAUAGUAGGGUACGACAUGACUGCCGAGGUUCCCUACUUCAUAUUACGCAACUCCUGGGGCGCAGACUUCGGCGACAAGGGCUAUGUAAAAGUGGCUAUGGACGGCUUCGUCUGCGGCGUCGGCAGGCAAAUAUCCUAUUUCGACGUCACUAAGAUAAAAAUUUCUGACAGAAAAUGAAUUUAACCGUUAAAAAAGUAGCUUUUUCCUUUGCUUAAUGUAGGCACUAGUUUGAGAGCUGUUGCUAUAAUAAGUGUUCAAGUAUCAGUCAUUCCCGCUUCCUACCCUUUCCUGUCACCCGAGGGCGCUCAUUCAUUCAUCGAACACGCUCACUCAAAUUUCCGAAUCAUUCAUUCUCUUCUUGCUUCCACUACCGUGCGUGAGAGUGCCGGCCGACCAUCAAAAUUCAUUAUCAUCUUAAAAGUGCACACAGCCAUCUGAAUCGUCUCCGAAGGCCCUCGUCGAGCGACAGUGUCCCCGGGGAUAUAAAUCUCCGUUUUGCAGCGCAUCUGUAAGUUUUUCCCACCUUCCCUCUGUUACUUGUCUGUAGGAUAUUUUUGAAUAAUCGCCCUUUUCGCUCAAACAACCAACGCGACCUAUGUUUAGUACAUCACUGGAGCUAUCGAAGCUAUCUCCACAACACAAACAAUAAGAUUAAGUUUGCCGCAUUCAGCAUAAUAAUUGGACAAUAAAUAAUCGUGAUAAGCAUAAUAAUAUUUUAUUUUACUUAAGCGACCGCAAGCGAGAAAUUGUAUAAAAAUAGAGUAUUGUGCGUGAUAGCCCCUCGGAGAACGCGUGACAUCGUAGUGUUAGGUACAGUCAUGAGCAAUAUAAUGUACCCACUUAAGGACUCUAUCGCACUAACAUAUUUGACAUUUAAUGAGAAUUACAGUUCAAUUUGUCAAAAAACUUAAUGUCACAUGGUACCAAAGUGUAUACAUAUUAAUGCUCGUGACCGUAUGUGCGAUGGGCUAGUGGGUAUCCUGUUAUAAUACAAGCUGGUAAAUCAACGUAUACAAGUCAUAAAAUAAAACUACCUACCUAAAUAUCAUUAAUCAAUAAUUUAAUAAUAUCGGAUUUGAUCAUUUUUGUAUGUAGAUAUGCUUAUUUAUAAGUAAAUAUGACAAAGUUAAUACAAUGGAUUUUAAAACAUAAGAUAAUCAUCGUAAAUAAUUAAUUACAUAAAAUAAUAUAAGUAGGUACGAAGGUAAUGGAUUGAAACUUUUUACAAUACAAUAUGCAUAGGUCAGAGGUAUAAUAUAGAACGUGUGCAUGCACUGAUUGA
This is a messenger RNA of Pectinophora gossypiella (pink bollworm), 2299 nucleotides long. RefSeq names its product cathepsin O-like. Gene Ontology annotation, cellular component: lysosome. The coding region runs from base 58 to 1194 and encodes 378 amino acids. The transcript is spliced from 6 exons. NCBI's taxonomy places the organism in Eukaryota, Metazoa, Arthropoda, Insecta, Lepidoptera, Gelechiidae. Gene Ontology annotation, molecular function: cysteine-type endopeptidase activity. The record is from RefSeq and is a predicted model, not a curated record.